Molecule: messenger RNA, 429 nt
Organism: Monosiga brevicollis MX1
Lineage: Eukaryota; Choanoflagellata; Craspedida; Salpingoecidae
Exons: 3
Coding region: 1-429 (142 amino acids)
Source: RefSeq, a predicted model, not a curated record
AUGUGGAGCAGAACCAGGAGGGUGAUCUUGGUCGCCCUUGCCUGCCCUUGGUGUAUCGGUCAACAGGAGAGCGAUAAAAAACGCUUUGACCACACACACACACACACACACACACGCUCUCUCUCUCUCUCUCUCUCUCUCUCUCUCUCUCUCUCUCUCUCUCUCUCUCUCUCUCUCUCUCUCUCUCUCUCUCUCUCUCUCUCUCUCUCUCUCUCUCUCUCUCCCUCUCUCUCUCUCUCUCUCUCUCUCUCUCUCUCUCUCUCUCUCUCUCUCUCUCUUUUAGUGUGUGUGUGUGUUUUGGGUGUUCAUGGCGCUUCGCUUUCCAGGGCGUGCUGUGCUGUUCAGCAGUGGAAGAAAACAGUGGAGCAGGGUUGUUUCUGUAUUGGUCUAAGGGUAUUUUUGGACGGAUUCCUAUUCCUUCAAAAAUAA